AUGAUGAAAUCUGUGUUUGUUGUAUCUGUGAUUGCGGCCUUAGUGCUUAUGCCAUAUCAAGAAGUAGCUGCAUUCAAAAUUAUCUCCAUAAAUACAGGUUCAUCGGCAGUAUCUUCUUCCUCCUCAUCCGCAUUUAAUCCUGCCUCCCUUUUGCAAGGCCUCACCUCAGGCAUUUCCAGUAAAUUGCAAUUGGUCCAAACUUUGGUACAAACAAAACUGUCUCUGCAACAAAAUAUUUUGAACUCCUUGCUGGGCAAUUUGGGUAACAUUAAGACUCAAGCUACAAGUUCAGUUGGACAAUUCCGAUCACCUUUGACCAUUAGCAAACAAAUUUCCAUUGGCUCAUCAUCAUCUUCGACAGCAACAACUGAAUCUUCGACAUCGACAACACAUGAAUUCAACAUAUAUCCAGUUAGCCGCAAGCAUUCAAUUUACACUGCCUCGCAUAAUAAAUAUGAAAAAGAAACUGCCGAUGCUGGUGCUUUCAACAAUGGCGGCAAUUCCACAUCUGGAGGAUUUGGUGGCCUGCUGACAUCGGCAACACAGAGUAUUUUCACGAAUAUUAUUACUAAAAAGAUACAAACUAUUACUCAGGCUUUGACCACUGGUCUCAGUUCGGCUAGUUCCGGUUCGAGUGGUGGUUUUGGAUUCGGCGCCAAAACCGGUUUAUUCACCAACCUUUUGAGUACAAAAUUGGGUGGUGGUGGUAGCAGUUCCGGUUCCUACAGCAGCAGUAGUUCCAGUAGCGGCUUUGAUCUAAGUUCCAAAACAAAUUUGGCUACAAGUUUGUUGAGUAGUAAAUUAGGAUCGGGAUCUUCUUCCACCUCCUAUAGCUCUUCCAGCAGUUCUUCAUCAUCGAGUAGUUCCAGCAGCAGUGGUGGUGGUCUUAGUUUGAUUAAAAAUUUGGCCACCGGUGUUGUUAGCAGUAAAUUAGGUGGUGGUGGAAGUUCAAGCAGCAGCAGCAGUGGUGGUGGUAUUUUAAGUGGUUUCAUUGGUGGAGCAACGGGUAUUGCUACAGGUACAACCACAACUACUACAACUACAACCCAAGCUCCAACCACAACAACUACGACGACCACAACCACAAUCACAAAGGCCCCUGAAGUCAGCAUUACCUCCACUACGGAAGGUUUAACAGAAGAUAAGGAUACCGAUUUUGGUACAGUCUCAACUGAGAGUAGUGUCAGUUCCACUUCAGGUUAUGUUUAUAGUACCACCGAGGCCCCUGAAAUUACAACUAGACGCCCUGAAACCGGUAGUGCUUUAUUAAAUGCUGCCAUUGCAGCCACAACAAUUGAGGACAAUGAUGAUGAUGAUGAUGUUACCACAACAACAACCACUACCUCUGAAACUACACCAACCACGACUGGUGGUUCGGUUGGCGGUACAAUUGUUUUCCCUGCUGAUAAGGAAAUAACAACAACAACGACUGGAGAUAGUGACAACAAAGGAACUGAUGAUGGCCAGGAUAAUGGUUACAGUUAUAGCACGAAUUCCAACAGCCAGGUGUCGAAUGGUAAUAAGGAUGGUUCCACUGGUUCUGGAAAUUCUGGAUACAGCUACACCACAACAACCCAAACUUCGACCACUGGUAAUGCUGGUCUAGGUGGUAAUCAAGGUUCCACAACUCUAACCUCGGAAGAAAAGGGUGCCGAUAAGGUUACCACAACUGACGGUGAUUCCGGAUAUACCUAUACUACAACUACCCAAACUUCGACCACAGGUAAUGCUGGUCUCGGUGGCAAUCAAGGUUCCAUAACUGGUGAAAAUACUGGCUCAGGAUAUAGUUAUACCACCACCCAAACCUCGGAAGAUAAGGAAGCAGAUAAGGUUACCACAACUGGAGGUGAUUCCGGCUAUACCUACACCACAACUACCCAAACUUCUACCACAGGAAAUGCUGGUCUAGGAGGUAAUCAAGGUUCGAUUUCCUCGGGAAAUUCCGGUUCAGGUUAUAGCUAUACUACCACCCAAACAACUGAAGAAAAGGAAGGCGAUAAGACCACAACAACCGGAGGAAAUGGUGGCCUCAGUUACACCACCACAACUACCCAAACUUCUACCUCAG
Molecule: messenger RNA, 2068 nt
Organism: Musca vetustissima
Lineage: Eukaryota; Metazoa; Arthropoda; Insecta; Diptera; Muscidae
Product: mucin-21-like
Exons: 4
Source: RefSeq, a predicted model, not a curated record